GCUGCCAGGGAGGGGACCGGGGUCCGAGGGCCGGGGGGUCUGACCGCUGCUCCGCCCGGCCUCAGACCCUACUGCCCCGGACGGGCGCGCGGCUGCGCGGGGAGCUGCGGGUGCAGGCGCGGGUGCCCGGGGCGAGCCCCGAUGCAGAGCCGGGAUUCCCGGAGCCCGGGCCCCACCUGGGCGUUGGAGCCAGCCUCGAUUUACCCCUUCUGGAAGAGGACCCGCCGGCCUGUCCGGGUGGCGGGAAAGACCUUGUCCAAGCGCGCAGUAAGGCGGAGAAGAUCUGCUGCGUGCGAGCCUGCUUGGAGCCUGAGAACCAGCCGCCAAGAUGGGCGAGAGGAAAGGAGUGAACAAAUACUACCCCCCGGAUUUCAACCCUGAGAAGCACGGCUCCCUCAACCGCUACCAUGGCAGCCACCCGCUGCGAGAGCGGGCUCGGAAGCUGGCCCAGGGCAUCCUCAUCAUCAGGUUUGAGAUGCCAUACAACAUCUGGUGUGAUGGCUGCAGGAACCACAUUGGCAUGGGGGUCCGCUACAACGCGGAGAAGAAGAAGGUGGGCAACUACUACACGACCCCCAUCUACAGGUUCCGCAUGAAAUGCCACCUGUGUGUCAACUACAUCGAGAUGCAGACAGACCCCGCCAGCUGUGACUACGUGAUCGUCAGUGGUGCCCAACGCAAGGAAGAGCGCUGGGACAUGCAGGACAACGAGCAGGUGCUGACCACAGAGCACGAGAAGAAGCAGAAGCUGGAGACCGACGCCAUGUUCCGGCUGGAGCACGGCGCAGCCGACCGCGGGACCCUGCAGAAGGCGCUGCCCACCCUCAGCCACAUCCAGGAGGUGCAGAGCGCGUGGCGGGACGACUUCGCCCUCAACAGCCUGCUGCGGAGGAGGUUCCGGGAGAAGAAGAAGGCGCAGCAGGAGGAGGAGCAGCGGGACCAGGCGCUGCAGGCCAAGGCCAGCCUGGCCAUCCCGCUGGUGCCCGAGACCGAGGACGACCGCCGGCUGGCGGCGCUGCUCAAGCUACACACCCUGGACUCCUACGAGGAUAAGCAGAAGCUGAAGAGGACAGAGAUCACCCAUCGCUCUUGGUUCAGCCCCUGCCCAGGUCCAGGUGGCGGCAGCAGAGCCAGCAGCGGAGUCCUGAAGAAACUGGUCCAGGCCCGCCGCGCGGCACCCCCCAGCAGCCCCGUUGCUCCGUGCCAACUGGGCAUCGUGCGCCGGCCACCCCGGGACGUGCCUGAAAGCCUCCAGGCCCCAGCCGGGACCCCUGAGUCAGGGGACCAGCCCGAGGAGACCGCGCAGGACAGGUCCACAACCCCCCCAGACUGCCACCAGGAAACUUCCCAGACCCCCAAGACUGGCGGGCUGGAGGGGGACUGUCUGCAAGGGACCCCUGCAAGGGCGUCCGAGCCCCAGGACCCGCAGCACCACCACAGCUUCGGCUCCUCCCUUGUGGCUGACUACUCGGACUCAGAGAGCGAGUGAGCCUCUGCCGGGUGCCCCCCAAACGCCAGCGCGCUCUGCACACCCACAGCGGCCCGCAGCUCCACUGUUGCACCUUGAAGCUUGGACCUCGCCUCCCUGUAGUGAUGGAGUUUUAUUUAUUUGGUCUGGGGCUGGGGGCUAGGGGU
This is a messenger RNA of Sorex araneus (European shrew), 1635 nucleotides long. It is a transcript of the gene YJU2B, whose product is annotated as YJU2 splicing factor homolog B. Gene Ontology annotation, biological process: mRNA splicing, via spliceosome. Gene Ontology annotation, cellular component: U2-type spliceosomal complex; post-mRNA release spliceosomal complex. Bases 329 to 1489 code for a protein of 386 amino acids. Lineage: Eukaryota; Metazoa; Chordata; Mammalia; Eulipotyphla; Soricidae. The transcript is spliced from 10 exons. The record is from RefSeq and is a predicted model, not a curated record.